AUGUUCUCCCUUCCUAAUCCUCAACCACGGCAACCCCCUCUGCGCCAACCCCUCGACAUCCAACGAAGACCCUCGACAAGAAAAACCCGAGACGCAAACCCCCCUAAACCCCCUUCCCGCUCCUCCUCCUUCUCCUUCAACACUUCAUUUUCAUCCAUCGACUCAGCGACUCAUAACCAUCCUGAUUCAACCCCCAAAUCCCAGCCAAGAUCCAACAGCGGCGGCAACGGCAUCCCCAACCCUUCUGUUCCCACCACCGCCACCUCCACCACCGCAGCGACCAGCAGCCAACCCCCAGAACAACAACCAUCAUUCACUUGUGUGUGGCGAAGUGGUUCUGCGCGGAGAGGAGUGCGAGAAGAGGGGCUUGGGGAUGGGGACAAGGAGGAAAGGGAGAAGGUUGUGGUGAAGAAGGGGUUGGAGAGGAUUGAUAGAGUAGAUGGAGGGUUGACGAGACAGAGGUGGGAAAUGCGGGAGGGCGAUAAGGAGAAGGAAAGGAAGAAAGAGAAAGAGAAGGCUAGAAAUGGUGGUAAGGGUGGUUUAUCGUCGUUGAGGAGGGGCGCGGUGGAUGACAGUUCAUUGACCAGAGAAGAGAUGGCUUCAAGCUCUGGCUCAGACAAACCCGAGACUAUCUACGUCAACAUCUUUGAUCCUGUUGGUCGAGAGGCGUUUAGACCGGGUCUGAUGAAGCCGAUACCGGAUUGGAUGCAGACUGGAGCGCGGGAACAUCUCGAUCACAAAACCGGGACUAUCAACUCGAGGCAUGAUAAGUCCAGAGAGACAAUUUCGACGCCGCGACCCAUCAGUCAAGGAUUAUCCGAGGGUUCGUCUACUGCUACGGUUAUCCAAACGCUACCUCAGCCGGCAGCUACUCAUGCUCUCAUCCGUCGACAAUCAGGCGCGAUAUCACCCCGCGCAACAAGCCCAGAGCCGUCCGACGAUGCUUUAUCGCGGCCCUCCUCAGUCCUUGGCCGACGAACUCCUAAUCUUCGCACCGGUACUUCCUUCGUGAGCGAACAACCGCUCAUCGUCCCUUCUAUGUCCUCCAGCCAUCCCAAGGAAACGACCAAAAACUCAGCCGAAAACUCAGCCAGAGACUCAUGGCCCUCAACAGACUCCAAUGUCUCCUCAAAUCCCAUUACUUCCUCUUGCAACAAUCAAUCAGAAACCCUGUCUCGUCCUUCAUCCGUCCGAAACGUCGCCACCAUUUUCGAAAGAGGCAUCGCAAGCAAAGACCAGCGCCACACACCUACAAACCAACCACUCCCUCUCCUACGCGUCCUCCAACAGCCCUAUCGUCCACUGACUCCCACCAGCUCCGACACUGGCUUUCCCUCUUCUCCUCCUCAUCUUCAAUCAAACAACCUAGCAAAAAGACAGCAGAGAGCACAAACCCACGAGCUUGGGGCAGCAAGUAUGCCAAAGCCAAUCCAGAUCUGGAGAAGUGGCCAGGCAGGGCCAAAAUCCCAAAUCAACCGGAUGGGCUCCGCAACGGUUUCGAUACCUGUUGUAUCAACUAGCUCCGAGUAUCUGGAGCGGUAUCAGCCCGUCAAGGCUUCAACAAGUCUUCUUCCUUCUUCCUCCCCGGCACAGGUGACUCGGUCAUCGGUACGCUCGAUUCGGGUAGGUGGACCUGGUGUGAGCGCUAUCACGAGGGGGUGGGAGAGUCAACUCAGUAACAACACAUCUUCGGGAGAAACUGAGAGUGACUUUCUGGCAAAUCAGGUUUCGGUGUACUCGACUUCUCAACCACCGUCGUCGUUUUUGCAGUCAUCAUCCCAUAUUGGAGAAAGAACCUCCAUCCGGAGGUCUGUGUCACAUUCCAUACGUCGAGAAGGGGCUUUUGAUGAGGGGGAGGGAGAAGGUGUAGGAGUAGGGCAGUCCUUUCAUCCAGCAGAGCCGUAUCCGACUACAAACGGACAAGCAACAAUCCGCCGGUCGAUAUCGCACUCUCUGCGCAGGGAAGGGGCGCAUGAUCAUGGACAAAAUCACCACUUCACAUCCCACUCUCAGUCACCUCAGUCACCAACUCUGCCGCCGAGAAGCCUACCAUACAGUAGUACCCACAACAGUUCGCCCAACGGUCCCACAUCUCCCACUCCACUUAACAUCACCGUCCAAAGAAAACUGACCAGGAACAACAGCAAGGGGGAACCAACUAUCGGGAAACCGGUGGUAACCGCUGCUUCUACCAGUGCCAAAGAAACAGAAGGAGCAACCUCAUCGCCGGAAUCCACUCCUGGCACGGAAACUAGGGAGGAGAAAGGAGAAGGAGGAGGUAGCUACCUGGAGGUAGCUGAUGUGUGUGCGGGUGAGUUGAAAGAUUGA
Neurospora crassa OR74A is the source of this 2328-nucleotide messenger RNA. RefSeq lists its product as hypothetical. The coding region runs from base 1 to 2328 and encodes 775 amino acids. The transcript has 4 exons. The record is from RefSeq and is a predicted model, not a curated record. Lineage: Eukaryota; Fungi; Ascomycota; Sordariomycetes; Sordariales; Sordariaceae.